This is a messenger RNA of Seminavis robusta, 2286 nucleotides long. NCBI's taxonomy places the organism in Eukaryota, Bacillariophyta, Bacillariophyceae, Naviculales, Naviculaceae. The record is from the annotation of a GenBank genome assembly.
GGCCUUUUCUUUCUUGACCCCUCUCAUCAACUCGGCUGUCCCUUCUUCACCCUUCGUUCUCCCUCCUUUCCUCAUAUUGUAUGGCUCUUCGUUUUUGUACUAGUAGUCCUCAUCGAGCAUCGGCAUCAUCAUGAAAGACUCAGAGGAGGUGAAAGGAAUCAAGGAAGCGGAACGUCUGCUCCUUGAGAACAACCGAAACAGAUUCCAGCCAACGGAAGAGGUUGAACAAACUGAGACAGACAAUGGCACGGAAAAGGACAUGAAAGGAAUCAAGGAUGCUGAACGAGAGCUCCUGCAGCAAAACAGGAGUCGGUUCCUGGAAGUAGAGUCCACAGGAAUGCCAAACACAGCAGCGGGAGCACAAGGAGAGUUGCUGUACCCAAAACAGGAGAAAGAAGCGGCGACUCAAGACGGCAGACCAAGAACGGAAGAAGACGAUACUGCAGCACCAGCACGAGCUACUAACCCACGCGCACAGUCGCUGGUAUUACCAGCACGGUUCGCCUUUGACACUGUCGAAUUGCCACAAUUCAUGCCAUCUCCACAACAACCAGUUCGUCCUGCACAGAGGAUUCCCGGCGCCUACCCCGCAGGACCCUAUCCGCCCCGACAUAAUAAUACUGGAUCAACCCAAACGCUAGAGUCUCCUCCUCCCAGCCAACACGUUGUGGAACCGCAAGCUGCCAUGGAGGCUCUACAUCAACUACCCGACAUUGAGGCUGCUGACGAUCAGGAUGGAUUGGUCAUGGCCACACCAGUCAGCUGGCGUAGCAUGCCCUUCGACGUUGCCCAACCCGUGGACGGAGAUGGCACCCGCAAGGGCCAGAACGAAAAUGACAAGAUACGCUUGUGGAUCCUUCUAUUGUUUUCAGUUGGAGUUGUCAUAUGUGCCAUUGUUGUGAUUGUGACGGCAACCUCGGGCAAGAGAGACACCACCAGCACCAUUCCCAGCAGUACUGAAAUGAACCACAGCGAAAACCAAGACUACUCUGACACUAGUAGUGCUCCAUGGGCUUGGGGCCUACCUUUUGUUGUUCCGAGUUCAACAAUUGAUUCCAUCCAGGAAGGAUUUGCAUUAGCGAAGGAAAAUGGUACAACGCCACAGCUACAAGCCUACCAGUGGAUCAAGAGCGAUCCUUUCAUAAGCAACUAUUCUGAGGGGCGCCUUUUGCAAAGAUUUGCACUAGCAACAUUCUACUAUGCUUUGCAGGGGCCAGAUUGGCCCUAUCAAGGAGGUGGUACCACAACGGUGACUAUGGAGAGUGGGCCUCUAAUUAGGGAAGCAUGGGAUGUGAACAUCACAUCAGAACCAUGGCUCUCCUAUGAGUCAUCUGAGUGCACCUGGUUUACAUUUGCCAAAGCAUUUGAAGUUGAGAAUUGCCGCACCCCCAACAAUGAUACCUCCAAGUCAGAGUUGACCUUUAUGGGUGUUCAGCAGAAUGGCUUGGUUGGUACGCUGCCACCAGAGCUGGCUCUUCUGACAUCAUUGGAGUAUCUUACUGCAUUGGAACGAAAUCAAAUCACUGGAACCAUCAUGACAGAGCUUGGAGGUCUCACAAACUUGAGGAUAUUGAAAUUGGCAAGCAAUGAGUGGACUGGUCCAAUCCCUUCAGAGUUGGGGUUAUUGACACAAAAUCUUCUUGAGUUGGAACUCAUCAACAAUAAGCUAUCUGGCCAAGUUCCAUCAGCCUUGUGGAAUUUAUCAAACUUGGAAGUAUUUACUCUUGGCUCCAACGACCUGUCUGGUUCAAUCCCCUCAGAUGUUGGAUAUCAGUUGCCCCAUCUGCAAGAAUUCAACAUUCCCAGGAAUCAGUUCGAAGGCACUGUUCCCACAUCCCUUGGCCUCAUGACGGAUCUGGUUUACUUGAACUUACAUGAGAACUCAUUCACUGGCCCAUUGCCUUCUGAAAUUGGGCAGCUUGUCAAUCUGCAAAAGAUGUUUCUCAAAGAGAACUUUAUCAGCGGACUGCCAACUGAGAUUGGUCUCAUGUCAAGCUUGAGGAAUGUCAACAUGGAAGGGAAUAUUGGUCUGACAGGAACAAUUCCUGUAGAGUUUGUCAACCUUCGGCAAAAUGGUAAUCUGAAAAGUCUGUGGAUCAGAGGAACAGGCUUCACUGGUACCAUCUCUGGUGAACUUUGUGGAAUGAAGAAUUUCUUGAAGUAUGAUUGCUCUUCAUCCCUCUGCGGCUGCGAGGACUGUCCUUGUGCAAAUCAAACCAAUUUGCUGAACGUGACUGUGUAAUGUUGUAGAUUGGAUGAUCAUCAUUGAGCUGUUAUUAGUGUUGU